CUGUACUUACUGUAAGUCGCUCUGGAUAAGAGCGUCUGCUAAAUGACUAAAUGUAAAUGUUUCCGGUGGUUUCUGAUUGGUCUGUGUGUCUCGGGGCAGGUUCAUGAUUGGCCGAGAGAAGCCGGGGGAGCAGAGCGAGGUGGCCCAGCUGAUACAGCAGACCUUGGAGCAGGAACGCUGGCAGAGGGAGAUGAUGGAGCAGCGCUACAACCAGUACAUGGACGAGGACGAGGAGACGGGAGAGUACGCCACGGACGAGGAGGAGGAGAUGAGCCCCAUGUUCCCCAACGCCAUCGAGGUGUUCGACCUGGCCGAGAACGAGGACAUGCUGUCGCCCGUGGAGAUGGACCCUGAGAAGCUGGCCCACAAGUUCAAAGAGCUUCAGAUCAAGCAUGCUGUCACCCAGGCUGAGAUUCAGCAGUUGAAGAGAAAGCUGGCUCACGCCGAGCAGGACAAGCUGCGCUGGCGCAUGGAGCGCGCUCAGCUGGAGCAGAAUGUGCGGGAGAACAAGGAGCGCAUGGAGAAGCUGGAGGGCUACUGGAUGGAGGCCCAGUCGCUGUGCCAGGCGGUGGACGAGCACCUGAAGGAGACCCAGGCUCAGUACCAGACCCUGGAGCGCAAGUACAGCAAGGCCAAGCGCCUCAUCAAGGACUACCAGCAGAAGGAGAUAGAGUACCUGAAGAAGGAGACGGCUCAGCGUCGGGCCCAAGAGGAGACCGAAGCCUCUAACAAGGAAGAGGCAGACACCCUGCAGGGCCAGAUCUCGGACCUGGAGACCAAGGUGGACGCUCUGAAGACCUCCGAGCCCUCAUAGACCUCCUCCUGCCCUCCCCUCUCCUCUCCUCCCCCCCUCCUCCUCCUCCUCCUUCCAGACAGGAAGGACUCCACACCGGGGCCUGUCUUUGUCCAGACAAGAUGUUCAGAUGGGGAAAAACAAACAGAGAAGAGGGAAGGAGAGAGAGGGAGAGAGAGGGAAGGAGAGGGAGAGAGAGGGAGACUCACGGAGCGCCAGUUGGAGUGGGGGUCAGGGUGGGGGACGGGGGAGGGGGGCGGUGGCGGGUAGGGGGAUGGGGGGGUCAGUGGGGGCACCUGCAAGAAGAAAGAAACCACAAACCAACACCAGAAUUUUUUCAUUGUCUAGAAUUGGCUUAGAGCUUGGUGAGGUCAUCCGAGAGAUCCUCCAUCUUCCCCCUCCCCCUCCUACGGCUCCCAGUCUUCCUGUGGACCCCGGGGGCUUGCCUGGCUCCUACUUUCUCUACAGUGUUUCCUCGUAUUAUCCACAUCAAACAACUAACCAGGAGUAAUAUCAUAGCCCUCUCUACUGGCCAGACUGGUUUAUUGACGAACUGAAUUUGGGGAAAACUGGACAA
This is a messenger RNA of Hypomesus transpacificus, 1370 nucleotides long. RefSeq names its product neurabin-2-like. The record is from RefSeq and is a predicted model, not a curated record. Gene Ontology annotation, biological process: calcium-mediated signaling; neuron projection development; actin filament organization. Gene Ontology annotation, cellular component: dendrite; actin cytoskeleton; postsynaptic density. The transcript has 6 exons. Bases 104 to 814 code for a protein of 236 amino acids. Gene Ontology annotation, molecular function: actin filament binding. Lineage: Eukaryota; Metazoa; Chordata; Actinopteri; Osmeriformes; Osmeridae.